AUGACGAGGAUCCGCCUACGGGGGGCGGGCCACGCCGACGGCCUCCUGGCAGAGCUGGACCGCUGCCGGCAAUCUGGCCGCUACUGUGACGUUUUACUGCGAGUGGGCGAGCGCACCUUUCCUGCCCACCGCGCCGUGCUAGCCUGCGCCGCCGCUUACUUCCACCGGCUGUUCGGGGAGGGGACCGCCGCCCCGGCCGACCACGUUUUUCCGCCGGACUGGAUUUCGCCAUCAGACUUUGAAAAAGUGCUAAGCUUCAUGUACACUGGUGAGAUCUCCACCGAGCUGGUCAACGUGGGGGUCGUGUACGAGCUUGCCCAGCGGCUGGGCGUCGGCCGGCUGGCCGCCGCAUGCCUCGACACCUUCCCGGACUUGCGGCCGUCCGCUUCCUUCCCGGACCCGUGUUCCGAGGACCUCCUGGCUGCCAAGGAACUCCCGGCGGCAGAGGAACUCCCAUCCGCCAGGGAACUUCUGUCCGCCGAAGAACUUCCGCCUUCCGUCUGUUCUUCCGCCACGUCCUGCUCAUCCCUGUCCUCGCUGGCCACCACCAGCGACUUGAAGAUAGAAGACGUCCGCUCUUGCCCACCUUCUGGGCAAACACUUGCCGAUGGACCUGGUGUCCGCAUUUCUGCUUCCAGGCUCCGCCCGAAGGAGCAGACACUGGAGACACACGAGUCUGUCCAACACGUGGCGAUGAGCGACCCGGAGGCGUCGGCUUCCCCUUCCUUCCGACCGUCGCCGGCUCUGCUCGAACCGGGGACCUCGCAGAGUGCCCUAGAGUCGACGUCCUCGCCAGCGGAGGAGGAGCAGCACGGCCCACCGGUGGGGGAAAUUAUCGAACUGAGCGAUGACGACAACGACUCGGCAGAAGACGAGCCGGUCUACGUGGCAAACGGCGAUGGAUGCAAGGUGGCGAGCGACGUGCUGGUGUGCGGGGUCUGCGCGGCUCCCCUGCCGGCGGACGCGACGGCCUUGAGACGACACGCCGAGAGCCACGUGACCGAACAGGGACGCUGUGGGCCGUGCGGCGCCUCUUUUCUGGACCGCGCCGCCGCCGCCCGGCAUUCCCUGGCCCACGUGGGCGUGCGUCUUUUCUCCUGCGACAUGUGCCGGCGGGACUUCUGCAGCCGCGAGAAGCUGCUGCGCCACCGUCGCCGUGGCCGGGAGGGCAUCUCGGCGCCACCGCUGCCCGAUAGAGACUCUCCAACACUACGCUGUGCCGUGUGCACUCAGGAUCUCAGCAAGGACUUCCAGACGGUGAGAGCGCACGCGCUGGGGCACGUGCGCGCGGCAAGCCUGAACUGUGGAGUGUGCGGCAUUGGGCGGCCCUCACUGUGUGCCCUGCUGUGGCACACCCUGGCCCAUCUCUCACUGCCCGUCUUCAGCUGCCCUCGUUGCACCGUCUGCUUCGUGGAGCGCCCUCGGCUGGAGGCGCAUUUGGCCAUCGCCCACGCCGAGGAGCGAGAGGACAUCCGGGCGGUGACGGUCGGAGAGGAGAGUCUCGCUCCGCGCGCUCGUGCUGGGAAAUGGUACCGCUGCCGCUACUGCGGCAAGCGCUUCGCCCACUCAGGAGAGUUCACCUAUCACCUGCGCAUCCACACGGGGGAGAAGCCCUACCAGUGCAAGGUGUGCCUGCGCUUCUUCCGAGGCCGCUCCACAAUGAUCUGCCACCUGAAGACGCACGCCGGCGCCCUGAUGUACCGCUGCACCGUCUGCGGUCUCUACUUCUCCACGCUCAAGAUGAUGUCGGCGCAUGUGCGCGAGCGGCACGAAGACCGCCUGCCGCCCGACUUUAACAUCCGCCACACUUUCAUGUAUAACGAUCGCUCCAAAGAGAUUUCCCCCGACGACGACGGAGCGCAAACCUACAAAUGA
This is a messenger RNA of Nerophis lumbriciformis (worm pipefish), 1875 nucleotides long. The record is from RefSeq and is a predicted model, not a curated record. Lineage: Eukaryota; Metazoa; Chordata; Actinopteri; Syngnathiformes; Syngnathidae.